CCAGGCCGCCGCUCCCCAAGUCCCCGGCAGGCCCCAGCCGCCCCCGCCGCAGGGCAGCCCCAGCGACCCGGGGGCGGGCACCCACCCCUGAGGCGGGGGUCCUGCGGCUCGGCCCCGCCCCUGCAACUCGACCCUGGCUGCGACCCCCCGCUCUGACGUCUCGGAAAAUUCCCCCCUGCCCCCGUCCCCAGGGGAGGGGGUGCAUGGUAUGAAAUGGGGCUGAGACCCCCGGCUGGGGACAGAGGGACCCGCCAGAGGUGAGCGCAGAGUUGGGGACCAGACGCCUUGGUCCCUGGGGUAGGAGAGGCCUGGGGGCCUAGAUUCCCGAAAGACUGGGGGCCAGGGCUCCUGGUCCUGAGGAAGGAGAGGACUGAGGUCCCUGCCUUCUGUUCCAAGGGAAAAGGGGACUGGAGACCAAGAUUCCAGGGUCCUGGGGAAGGAGAGAGCAGGGGUCUGGACCCCUGGGUCCGAGGGAAGCGCGGGUUGGGGCCCAGACUCUGGAGUCCCUAAGUGCCACCAGCUCACCUUUUGCCCUUUCACCUCUCUUGGCCCAGAACAUUCAGGACGAGCCUCCAUGGAUUUGUGGAACUGGGAUGAAGCCUCAUCACAGGAAGUGCCCCCAGGGAACAGGCUCUCAGCAGGAACCGAACUCGCCUUCUAUUUCCCUGAACUGGCACUUCAAGGCGACCCUCUGACAGCGGAGACAAGCUGGGAAGGGCUCCCACAGCUGGACUGGGGCCCCGAGUUACCACAAAUAGAUGCUCCAUGGGGGACUGAGCCCGCCCUGCCACCUCUUGCGUGGUCGGCAGACUGGACGGAUCUGGCGCGUCUCGGCUGGGACCCUCGGAGCCCCGCCUCCCAGGCCCUGGGCCCCGCCCCUCCCGACCCGGGAGCCUCCCACUCCGCGGGCUCUGAAGGGCCGGCGGACGCGGACUGGACCUGCUCCGCCCGGGGCGCCACGUCGUGGUCGCACGCCCCCGCAGCUGGGAACUCCCGGCGCUGGGACUGUUCUGUCGGCCCCGAUGGCGCCACCUGCUGGGGCAAGGGCCUCGGCAGGGAGCCGCGCGUGGACUAUACCAUUUCGUGGGGCGGGCCUGCGGGCUCGGACUGUACCAACUCCCGGGACCUGGGACCGCAGACGGCUUGCACCGCCUCUUCCCAGAGGCACCAGAAUUCAGGCUGCACUUCCUCGGAACCAAGCCAGCAGUCGGAUCGUGCCACAUUAACCUGUUGCCCCAAAACCAACCACCGAGGUCCCAUUCAGCUGUGGCAGUUCCUCCUCGAGCUGCUCCGCGAUGGGUCGCGCAGCAGCUGCAUCCGCUGGACGGGCAACAGCCGCGAGUUCCAGCUGUGCGACCCCAAAGAGGUGGCGCGGCUGUGGGGCGAGCGCAAGAGGAAGCCGGGAAUGAAUUACGAGAAGCUGAGCCGCGGCCUGCGCUAUUACUACCGCCGCGACAUCGUGCGCAAGAGCGGUGGGCGCAAGUACACGUACCGCUUCGGGGGCUGCGUGCCCGGCCUGGCCUAGCCCGACCGCGCGGUGGCGGACCGGGAGCAGUGACCCAAUAAAAAAUAUCCCGUCAAGGCUU
Messenger RNA from Choloepus didactylus (southern two-toed sloth), 1586 nucleotides. RefSeq names its product ETS variant transcription factor 2 (gene ETV2). The transcript is spliced from 6 exons. The record is from RefSeq and is a predicted model, not a curated record. Lineage: Eukaryota; Metazoa; Chordata; Mammalia; Pilosa; Megalonychidae. Gene Ontology annotation, molecular function: sequence-specific DNA binding; DNA-binding transcription factor activity, RNA polymerase II-specific. Bases 575 to 1525 code for a protein of 316 amino acids. Gene Ontology annotation, cellular component: nucleus. Gene Ontology annotation, biological process: cell differentiation; regulation of transcription by RNA polymerase II.